This is a messenger RNA of Ogataea philodendri, 750 nucleotides long. RefSeq lists its product as uncharacterized. The record is from RefSeq and is a predicted model, not a curated record. Bases 1 to 750 code for a protein of 249 amino acids. NCBI's taxonomy places the organism in Eukaryota, Fungi, Ascomycota, Pichiomycetes, Pichiales, Pichiaceae. The transcript has 2 exons.
AUGGCCCAGGCCAGCCCAAACCCGUCGUACGUGGACGUUCCACGUCCGAGCUCGUCCACGAUGAUGAGCGAGUUGGACGACGCGCUCUUCAGGAUCGACGACAUCUCCAGCAUCUCGGCCAUGAACGUGGACACGCCCUUCAGCUGGGAGUCCGACGCCCCGACACGCGCAAGCACAGAGUCGAAAAUACAGAUCUCUGCUCCUUCGGCAGCAGGAAUACUGGCGUCGAACUCGGGGUUGAUGGCCACCAUGGACGAAUGGGCGGACGAGGCGUUGUCGAGCGAGUCCAGGUCGAUUGUGGUCUCGACCAUUUCCUGGAACUUGGCCAAAGACCCAGCGUACUCGGUGACGGGAACGAUCCAGGUCUUUUCAAACAGCUGCUUAAUGUUCUCGUCCGACUCCGACAGCGAGUCCAUCGAGAUAUGCAGGAAGUCCAGCAGGUCCGGCAGCCUCACACACAGCUGGUACAGUCUGAUCACGUCGUCGAGCGACUUGGUGCCGCGAGGAGACGCCAGCCGCUUGACCAGGCGCGCAAUGUCUGGCACCUCGUUCAGGAACUGCGACUGCAGCGACUCGCGCAGAUUCAGGUCGUCGAUUAGGUGGCCAACAAUUGCGUGGCGGUUCUCGAUCUCCGCCACGUCCACGAGCGGCUGCUUGAGCCACUGCGACAGCAGUCUGGUUCCACCAACAGACUUGCAGUUGUUCAACAGACCAAACAGCGACGAGGUCUUGUUCAUCGAGUUGUUGUAG